AUGCCCUACAACACCCGCCGGAAGUCGCUGUCGUUGCCCUCGCUCGGCAUAGCUGUGCCUGGUGGCCCACGGUCCGCGCGCUCACCGCCUUCGACUGCGACCGAUCCGCAUCACCAACCACCGGCCAAAAAAGCAAAGCGCACGCAUUCCAUCACUUCGACACCAACAAGCCCUCCACGAACCUCAACGCUGCGCUUCGAUGAUCCCCCUAGGAGUGCCGGCCGCGUGGCCGACACCCCGCCACCGUCACCCGGUGGAGCAUCGGGACAAACAAAGGUCGACACGGAAGGCAUCGACGACACAAUCGUUGUCGGCGUCAUAGAGCAACUCGAGAAGACGGGAAACCGGCCACAUCUUCUCAAAGAACUGGCUGCAGUGCUCUCGGCCACCAUUCCUAUUGUUGAGAGCUCCGCGAAUCCAGCUGCAAUCAUUUCAUCGCGCCUCGCGACUUACCUAAAGCGGCCGUGGACUGCGCUGUCAAAGUGUCCCCUCGAUAAGACGCUUGUUGGCACGCACCCCAAGCGCGUCUACUACUUCCUGACCACCUGCGCACCCCAGCCCAUCCCCGCCGAUGCAGGAAGCGGACCGGCGACGGCGAGAAUCAUAUCGCCGUCCCUCUCAUCCGCUGCUUCCGAGGAGGAGGAUCUAGAGGCGCGAUCACGAGACCGCAUGUCGCCCUCGCCUGAAUUAGAUCUCUCCUCGCCAGACUUUGACGAUGGUACCGACCCGUUCUCGAACCAGACCCAUCCACCAACAACCAUUAACAUUGCGCAUAAUCGGCGAGCCCAAUCGCCUCCAUUGGAGAGAGACGAGAAGGAAUUCACGCAGACGGCAUCGUUCCUGCAGCGAAGGAGGAGUGAGGAACGUGAGCGGAAAACCAGCUCCUCAUCAGAGGAGACCCAGAGCACUGAUGUAACCAUGUACGAGAUUCCUGAGGUUGAAGAGACGGAAGAAAGUGCCGCGCGAAAGAACUCCGAAACCGCAGCAGCAUUGUUUGGCGCAAUGGACCACGUUUCGACUUUCCAGUCGGACUUCGCUUCGAGCAGCCCGAUGCUCAAGCCAGCGCUUGAAAUUCAAAUGCCCCCACCUAUGUUCAAGCCGGUCGAUGCAAAGAUGACGAACGAUGAAUUCGAGUGGGGUUGGUCGGAGAUGAAGAGUCCAGAACACGUUGAGCUCGAGGAAUUAGACGAUUUGUUUGGUGGAUACUGA
This is a messenger RNA of Lindgomyces ingoldianus, 1209 nucleotides long. RefSeq lists its product as uncharacterized. The coding region runs from base 1 to 1209 and encodes 402 amino acids. The transcript has 2 exons. The record is from RefSeq and is a predicted model, not a curated record. NCBI's taxonomy places the organism in Eukaryota, Fungi, Ascomycota, Dothideomycetes, Pleosporales, Lindgomycetaceae.